AUGAAUGUCCCCCGGCAGCUGAGGCCGUCCCCCAGCUCCCCGCGGCCCUGCCCCCAGCGCGGCGUCCCCUCGCACAGGCCCGGCUGGGCCCGUGCCCCCAGCCCCGUGGGUGGGGACGGGCACGGCUCGCCCGGGCCAGGCUGUGCUCUGACCAGGAGCUCACUGCACCCUCUCAGUGGCUUUCACAGGUGGGGAAACCGAGGCACCGGGCGGUCAGGCAGCGGGGGUUGCGACCUGAGGGCCUCUGAGACGCUGGGUGAGGAGGGGGGCCUGAGGGGCUCCAGGUUCCCGUUGAUUGCAAGGCCCAGCUGGCCACCUGGGGGCUCCCUGGAGAUGCAGCCCCGCCAGCAUCUGGGGAGCGAGGUGGCUUCAAGUCCUGUCCUCAGUCCCCCCAACCUGGCCAUUCCCCGGGGCCGCACGGGCAUCUUCCCAAACCAGACCCCCGCUCCCUGCACAGGCAGCGUCCCGGCCGCCCCCACGCUGCCUGUCGACAACGACUUCUCAGGCAGAUUUACCGGUCAGACCAGACGUCCCACGGUCACAGGGCCCGUCCUCAAGCCGUCCAGGCCUGACAUUGAGGAGAAAGGAGGGCCCAGGAGGCAGCAUGGGCACAGGAGGGGUCCUGGACGACCACAGGGACGUCUCGGGGGCGUGGGAAAGUCGAGGAACGUGCCACCUGCCCUGCAGGGCCUACUUCGAGCCCCUCAGAGAGGUCCCCCUCCCACACCCAGCUGA
This is a messenger RNA of Odocoileus virginianus texanus, 735 nucleotides long. The record is from RefSeq and is a predicted model, not a curated record. NCBI's taxonomy places the organism in Eukaryota, Metazoa, Chordata, Mammalia, Artiodactyla, Cervidae.